UUCUCUAUUCACCCUCAUACCGGCGCACGGCAGUCUCGCGGGUAUUACUGGCGAGCUCACACGCUCUGUUAAAAAAAGGCGGGAAGGAUCAGUUCAGUGCCCUACGAAUUAAGAAUUAAAGGAUUUAGAAGAAAAUUAUUAAAACAAAAUGUCCCCGAAAAGCAAAUCAACCGAGGAAGAAUGCGAGGCGGAAGCCCUGAAACCCUCCGAGGACCCAGAGAACAAGGAUGGGGGUGCUCUGGAAGCCAAGAUGUCACUUCUGAACGGCAUCACGGUGAUCGUCGGUUCUAUCAUCGGCAGCGGCAUCUUCGUGUCUCCGACAGGCGUGCUGAAGUACACCGGCUCUGUCAACGCCAGCCUGAUCGUGUGGGUUGCCUCUGGAGUGUUUAGUAUGGUGGGAGCCUACUGCUACGCGGAGCUCGGCACAAUGAUCCGAGUCAGCGGCGCGGACUAUGCGUACAUUAUGGAAACAUUCGGCCCCUUCGCCGCCUUCAUUCGGCUCUGGAUAGAAUGUAUGAUUGUCCGACCCUGUUCUCAGGCCAUCGUAGCCCUCACGUUCAGCACGUACGUCCUCAAGCCGAUGUUUCCAGAGUGCGACCCUCCCAACGAUGCCACCAGGCUGCUGGCUGCUUGCUGUAUAUUGCUGCUAACGUUCGUGAACUGCUGGUCGGUCCGCGCGGCGACCAGGGUCCAGGACUGGUUCACGUACGCCAAGCUGCUGGCGCUGUUCAUCAUCAUCGCAGCCGGGGCCUACCAGCUGUGUCUAGGAAAAACUGAACAUUUCACAUUCGAGGGGACAACGAAUGACGUCACUUCUAUAGCGCUCUCUUUCUAUUCAGGAUUGUUUGCUUAUAACGGAUGGAACUACCUAAACUUCAUCAUCGAGGAGCUGAAGGACCCGGUGCGCAAUCUCCCGCGCGCCAUCGCUAUCUCUUGCACCCUGGUCACCCUCGUCUAUACCUUCACCAACAUCGCGUUCUACACCACAUUAUCUCCUACUGAAGUGCUGGGGUCAGCAGCUGUAGCAGUGACGUUCGCAGAGCGGCUGUUCGGCUGGUUCGCGCUUUCAAUUCCACUGUUUGUCGCCGCCUCCACUUUUGGCGCUGUCAAUGGUGUACUGCUUACUUCUUCAAGGUUAUUUUACGCGGGAGCAGCUCAGGGCCAGAUGCCGGAGAUGUUGACGAUGGUGUCGGCGCGAGCGACGCCCGCGCUCGCAGUACUGGCCGUCGCCCUGCUCUCUCUUCUGUACCUCACGGUGUCUGAUAUCUACGCGCUUAUCAACUAUGUUGGCUUCGCUACUUGGCUAAGUAUCGGCGCAGCUGUAGUGUGUCUUCCUGUUUUGCGGUACACACAACCCAACUUAGAAAGGCCGAUCAAAGUCAACUUGUUCUUCCCUGUGAUAUACAUAAUCUGCACUAUCCUGGUGGUGGCGUUCCCGGCGGUGGCGUCUCCGUACGAGACGGGCGUGGGCUGCCUCAUGAUCCUGACCGCCGUGCCUGUGUACUUGCUCUUCAUAGAGCCCAGGACCCGGAUACGGGGGCUCAACUCCAUCACUAAUUCCACUACGCAUCUACUCCAAAAGUUAACUUUGUCCGUGCGUCCCAAAAUUAAAUAAUCGCCCAUAAAUGGAAACAACGUUACCGCUCACAUAUCCGACCAUCGUGGUUAGAAGUCAUCCUAGUAUUGAUAUAAAGAGCAUUUGUACGUGUAGAAUAGUGUAUAACUUUAUAACGAACAAAAAUAAAUGUUACCAAAAAUGUGUCAUUUAUCCAUAUGGGGGUCAAUUUUAUUUUUUUAAUAAAAUUCGAUAGUAAUGUACUUAUGGCUUGCUAGUAGUAGGUACCUAUUCAACUACUAUAGAGUAUAAAUAUCAAAAUUAUUAAUAUAACAAUGGGUACAUACAAAGAUAUGAUAUGAUAUGGGUAGAUAUGAGAUGACGACGAAGAAUGCUGUAAUAUUCUUGUCCUGGUAUAUCGUAGAUAGAUUAUCAAAAUGAAUAAAAUAGACCCCCUUCGUUGACAUCUGUGUUAUAGCUAUCCUAUGACAUAAUACUACAUAGUAAUGUAGAAAGUUUUGUAUAUUUGCGUAUUUAUAUAUACAUAUAAGUGUUGUUGACUGUUUACGUAAGUGUGAUGUCAAUCUAUGCAAGUUGACCGUGUUGUUUAACUUAGCAAAUAACCACGGCUACGAUAAUGGAUCUAUUUAUAUCUAAAAGUAAACGUUUCCGAGUGAAAUAUUUACCCAAUUAAUCGUUGAUGUCUUAAGAAAUUGAAAUGUUGUUAACAACGAAAUAAUGGUUACGAUGAAUGUUGCUUGCCAUUUCAAAUUUCUGAUUCUCAAAGCAAACACAUUUUCUUACCAUAGUAAUAUUAUUCACUCAUUACAAAAAGUUAAUCUUUUCACUUGGGGGAUAAAGCAUUUAAGUUUGGGAAUCACUGAUUUGACAAAACAUGUUUGUAUUUAGACCAUGUUUGUUUCUAAGAAGAAAAAUACAAAAAAAUAUUCUCGUAAAUUAAAAUAAAACUAUGUAAUAUCAAUAAAUUAUAAAAUCCAUGUGUUCUGGUCAUUGUAGCAGGUAUAAGAUAUGAGAAUCAUAGCUUUGUUAUAAGUGUAAUAUCACACGAUGUCUAUGAACUUACCUAAAUACCACUCUUUAAAAGCUCAAAGCGCAUUUAGCCUUAGUUUUAUUUAUUUAGUUUUUAUAUUUAAGCGACUUUAUAGUCAAGCUUUAUAAGCUACGUAGUAAUACAAUUAUUUUAGUCUGUUUUAUUGCAUAUUCUACUCAUUCUCAUACAUAUUUAUGUACGUCUCUGCUGGAAUGAGAGAUGAGAAAAAUCGUAGAAUAAGGUCAGCUGUUUUAAAAGAUACUUUACUAGAGUCCUGUUUAUAUGGGCGUCUGUUGUAGCUUAAUGCUGUCUAGUAGUUUAUUUUAUAUUUUCUUAAUUUUGCAGCUUAUUGGGAACAGUACAUAUUGCUAACUAGUUUGCGCAUACCUAUCUGUAGUACCAAUCUUAAAUAACUGUAUUGAACCUAGAAAGGUGUAUUAUUAUGAAAAUUUAAAUGAAAGAUGACAAUACAUAGCUUUCUAUUGUAGCUUUUCUAUUUGAAAGUUGUCACUUAAUAAGGUGCUACAGAGAGCCUAGAUGCAUUUAGUUACAUUUUAAACUUUUUUUGGUAAUUCACUUAUUUUAGAUACAUUUAUAGAGUUAAUUACGCACAUAAUAAUGCGCCGUUGACUGUGGAAUUCCGUUAGUGUCAACAUACACAAUGAUUUCACGUGAUUUUUAUUUUUUUAAGAUUAUGUACUAUGAUUUAAUUUUAAGGUAAUGAAAUCGUUCAUCGGGCUGUGGGAAUUCUGUUGUACAUUCCAAAGAAUAUUUUAAUAUAAGUACAAAAAAAAAAAUGAAAUAGCACUUAUAAUAUUUCAUGACAUAUGAAAAAAAAAUAGGUAAUCAUUUUAUAGCUUAUUCAUUAUAAUCAAAUAGGCAGCGCCCAAUACUCAAUUAUUUUUUAGAUAAGCGUAUGUGAAUAGUGUGUUUUAUAAGAAUUUAGGCAUUUAGCAUUUUAUUUUUGUAUAUAAAGAACUUUUUGAUCAUACGAAAACAUUCCAUUCGAAUUUUACGUUUUGUUUUAUAUAAAAUUAUUAUAAAUAGUUUUUUUAAGCUAUUCGUAAUUAAUUAUUGUAUCAAUAUCCAACCGUAUAGAUAUGCAAUAUUUUUUUUUAAGAUUUAAGUACGUCUAAGAUAUACUUAUAAUUAAAAAAUCUAUGUGUGUAUCGAUCGACGGAUAUUUUGUUAUUUUUUUCCCGUUUUAGUAAUCAAAAGAAAAAUAGUGUUAAGAAAAAAUACAUGUGACGAUGUUAUAUGUGUCAAUGUUUGUUACGCGCUGUAUUGCGAUGUCUACGGACACAAUAUGACAAUAAUAAAUUAAUAAGAAAACA
This is a messenger RNA of Pectinophora gossypiella (pink bollworm), 3940 nucleotides long. RefSeq names its product Y+L amino acid transporter 2. NCBI's taxonomy places the organism in Eukaryota, Metazoa, Arthropoda, Insecta, Lepidoptera, Gelechiidae. Gene Ontology annotation, cellular component: membrane. The coding region runs from base 149 to 1615 and encodes 488 amino acids. The record is from RefSeq and is a predicted model, not a curated record. Gene Ontology annotation, molecular function: L-amino acid transmembrane transporter activity. The transcript has 13 exons. Gene Ontology annotation, biological process: amino acid transmembrane transport.